GCAUCCUGAGCGAAAGCCGAAAGGAUAGAGCCGUCUGAGGAAUCGCACGUGAACUCUGAGAACUGGUUUAAAGAAGCCUAGGCUGCCAGAGAAGAUCUUUGAAGUGUGAAAAAGUUUCCUGUACUUCAGGCCAAAAUGUCUUUUAUAGAUCCUUAUCAGCACAUUAUAGUGGAACACCAGUAUUCCCACAAGUUCACAGUAGUGGUGUUAAGUGCCACCAAAGUGACCAAGGGGGCUUUCGGUGACAUGCUGGACACUCCAGACCCCUAUGUCGAGCUUUUCAUCUCUACCACGCCGGACGGCAGGAGGCGAACAAGACACUUCAAUAACGACGUCAACCCUGUGUGGAACGAGGCUUUCGAAUUCAUUUUGGAUCCUAAUCAAGAAAACGUUUUGGAGAUCACAUUAAUGGAUGCCAAUUAUGUCAUGGAUGAGACCCUGGGGACGGCCACAUUUCCUGUAUCUUUGAUGAAAGUGGGUGAGAAGAAGGAGGUUCCUUUUAUUUUCAACCAAGUCACUGAAAUGAUUCUCGAAAUGUCUCUUGAAGUUUGCUCAGCCCCAGACCUACGGUUUAGUAUGGCUCUGUGCAAGCAGGAGAAACUGUUCAGACAGCAGAGAAAAGAAAAAAUAAAGGAAAACAUGAAGAAACUCUUGGGUCCAGAGAACAGUGAGAGCUUGUGUUCAACCCGUGAUGUGCCUGUGGUAGCCAUAUUGGGCUCAGGUGGUGGCUUCCGAGCCAUGGUGGGAUUCUCUGGAGUGAUGAAAGCGCUGUACGAGUCUGGGAUUUUGGAUUGUGCUACUUAUAUUGCUGGUCUCUCUGGAUCUACGUGGUACAUGUCUACUUUAUAUUCUGACCCUGAUUUUCCAGAAAAAGGGCUAGAGGAGAUUAAUGAAGAGCUAAUGAAAAAUGUUAGCCACAAUCCCCUUUUACUUCUCACACCGCAGAAGAUUAAAAGAUAUGUUGAGUCUUUGUGGAAGAAGAAAAGCUCUGGGCAACCUGUCACCUUUACUGAUAUAUUUGGAAUGUUAAUAGGAGAAACACUAAUUCACAAUAGAAUGACCACUACAUUAAGUAGUUUGAAAGAAAAAGUCGAUGGUGCCCAGUGCCCUCUACCUCUUUUUACCUGUCUCCAUGUCAAACCCGAUGUUUCCGAAUUGAUGUUUGCAGAUUGGGUUGAAUUCAGCCCCUAUGAGAUCGGCAUGGCUAAAUACGGUACUUUUAUGGCCCCUGACUUAUUUGGAAGCAAAUUUUUUAUGGGAACAGUUGUGAAGAAAUAUGAAGAAAACCCUUUGCAUUUUCUAAUGGGUGUCUGGGGCAGUGCCUUUUCGAUACUGUUCAACAGAGUCCUGGGGGUUUCUGGCUCACAAAAUAAAGGUUCCACAAUGGAGGAAGAAUUAGAAAAUAUUACAGCAAAACAUAUUGUGAGUAAUGACAGCUCAGAUAGCGAUGAUGAAUCCCAAGAGCCCAAAGGCACUGAAAAUGAAGAUGCUGAAAGGGAAUAUCAAAAUGAUAAUCAAGCAAGUUGGGUUCAUCGUAUGUUAAUGGCGUUGGUGAGUGAUUCCGCUCUGUUCAAUACCCGAGAGGGACGCGCCGGGAAGGUGCAUAACUUCAUGUUGGGCUUGAAUCUCAAUUCAUCCUACCCACUGUCCCCUCUGAGAGACUUCACAACACAGGAGUCCUUGGAGGAUGAUGAACUGGAUGCAGCUGUGGCAGAUCCUGAUGAAUUUGAACAGAUAUACGAGCCCCUGGAUGUCAAAAGUAAAAAGAUCCAUGUGGUGGAUAGUGGGCUCACAUUUAACCUCCCUUAUCCCUUGAUCCUGAGACCACAGAGAGGGGUUGAUCUUAUCAUUUCUUUCGACUUUUCUGCAAGGCCAAGCGAUUCCAGCCCUCCCUUCAAGGAGCUUCUACUAGCAGAAAAGUGGGCUAAAAUGAACAAGCUCCCAUUUCCAAAGAUAGACCCUUACGUCUUUGAUCGGGAAGGACUAAAAGAGUGUUAUAUCUUUAAACCCAAAAACCCCGAUGUGGAGAAAGAUUGCCCAACCAUCAUCCACUUUGUUCUGGCUAACAUCAAUUUCAGAAAGUACAAGUCUCCAGGUGUUCCAAGAGAAACUAAAGAGGAGAAAGAAAUAGCUGACUUUGACAUUUUUGAUGACCCAGAAUCACCAUUUUCAACUUUUAACUUUCAAUAUCCAAACCAAGCAUUCAAAAGGUUGCAUGACCUAAUGUACUUCAAUACCCUAAACAACAUUGAUGUGAUAAAGAAGGCCAUUGUUGAAAGCAUUGAAUAUAGAAGACAACAUCCAUCUCGUUGCUCCGUUUCACUCAGUAGCGUUGAGGCAAGGCGAUUCUUCAAUAAGGAGUUUCUAGACAAACCCACAGCAUAGUUUGUGCACGGGAACAGGCAGGCAUUUCUGAUGUGGAGGCAGUCUGAAAUUCCUUGACAACUGGAUUUGAAGCAUGGUACAGACAGUAGUACUGAUCAUAAGAUACUGGCUGAUUUGAGAUGAUGUUGACUAUGCACAAAAUAUUCUUAACUACAAUUUCCAUCAGCUCCUGAUGUAGAAAUAUAUGCUGUAUUUUUAAACAUUACUUACUAGCUAUUUUAUGUGUGCUCCUGUUAAAAAUAUCUUUUUAAGAUAUUUAACAGUUCAAUCUCAGUAAGACUGCAUCGUUGUGAAUGCUAUUCACUGACUAGAUUUAUUCAUGCUAUGAGACAACACUAUUUCUUAUUUAUAUGUAUACAUAUAUGAAA
Molecule: messenger RNA, 2753 nt
Organism: Echinops telfairi (small Madagascar hedgehog)
Lineage: Eukaryota; Metazoa; Chordata; Mammalia; Afrosoricida; Tenrecidae
Gene: PLA2G4A
Product: phospholipase A2 group IVA
Exons: 18
Coding region: 136-2385 (749 amino acids)
Biological process (GO): glycerophospholipid catabolic process
Cellular component (GO): endoplasmic reticulum; cytosol; nucleus
Molecular function (GO): calcium-dependent phospholipid binding; calcium ion binding
Source: RefSeq, a predicted model, not a curated record